Molecule: messenger RNA, 3913 nt
Organism: Rattus rattus (black rat)
Lineage: Eukaryota; Metazoa; Chordata; Mammalia; Rodentia; Muridae
Gene: Etnk1
Product: ethanolamine kinase 1
Exons: 8
Coding region: 222-1313 (363 amino acids)
Biological process (GO): phosphatidylethanolamine biosynthetic process
Cellular component (GO): cytoplasm
Molecular function (GO): ethanolamine kinase activity
Source: RefSeq, a predicted model, not a curated record
UUAAGGUAUCUUCCCGAGAGCGACCGUCCCUCCGCGUCUCUGCACUGCGCACCCCGUCCGGCCGCCUCGUCGCCCCCGCCGCCCGCCCGUGCGUCCGAGCGGCCGCAGCCCUCCGCCGAGGGCGCCCCGGGACGGAAGGGUCCAGCAGCCUGCCGGCGCCCGCCGCGCUCGUGGUCGCCGUCGCCGUGGUCGUCGUGGUCGUGUCCGCCGUCGCCUGGGCCAUGGCCAAUUACAUCCACGUCCCGCCCGGCUCGCCCGAGGUGCCGAAGCUCGACGUGACGGUGCAGGACCAGGAGGAGCAGCGCUGCCGCGACGGCGCCCUGAGCCUGCUGCAGCACCUGCGGCCGCACUGGGACCCCCGGGAGGUGACCCUGCAGCUGUUCACAGAUGGGAUCACAAACAAACUCAUCGCCUGCUACGUGGGCGACACCAUGGACGAUGUGGUUCUGGUGAGGAUUUAUGGCAACAAGACUGAACUGUUAGUCGACCGAGAUGAAGAAGUGAAAAGUUUCCGUGUGCUGCAGGCUCAUGGCUGUGCACCUCAGCUCUACUGCACCUUUAACAAUGGACUGUGCUAUGAGUUUAUCCAGGGCGAAGCUUUGGACCCACAGCAUGUCUGCAACCCGGCCAUUUUCAGGCUCAUAGCUCGUCAGCUUGCUAAAAUCCAUGCUAUUCAUGCACACAAUGGCUGGAUCCCCAAGUCUAACCUAUGGCUAAAGAUGGGAAAAUACUUCUCUCUCAUUCCCACAGGAUUUGCUGAUGAAGACAUUAAUAAAAGGUUCCUAAGUGAGAUCCCCAGCCCUCAGCUUCUUCAGGAGGAGAUGACUUGGAUGAAGGAGAUUCUUUCCAGCCUGGGCUCCCCUGUGGUACUCUGCCAUAAUGACCUGUUGUGUAAGAAUAUAAUCUACAACGAGAAACAAGGUGACGUACAGUUCAUUGAUUAUGAGUAUUCUGGAUACAACUACCUGGCAUAUGAUAUUGGAAAUCAUUUCAAUGAAUUUGCAGGUGUCAGCGAUGUAGACUAUAGUCUCUACCCAGACAGAGAACUCCAGGGCCAGUGGCUGCGCUCUUACCUUGAAGCCUACAAGGAGUAUAAGGGCUUUGGCAGUGAUGUCACUGAAAAGGAAGUAGAGACACUCUUCAUUCAAGUCAAUCAGUUUGCACUGGCUUCUCACUUCUUCUGGGGACUCUGGGCUUUGAUACAAGCUAAGUACUCCACGAUCGAGUUCGACUUCCUGGGGUAUGCGAUUGUCCGUUUUAACCAGUACUUUAAAAUGAAGCCCGAGGUCACAGCACUAAAAAUGCCAGAGUAAAGAAGAGGUCGCUGUUCUCCAGGAGCUGAGCGACGCUUGUGGAUGUUUCUGAGAAAUUCCAAAAGCCAAUAUUUGUUAAAAGUCAUUUAAUUUGGUUAUCUUGCUUUAAAAAUUAUGCCUCUAAACAACCAACCUAUUUUUAAAUAGAAUGAUGUUAAGAGUAUGCUUACUGCUGUCAGUCUGUGGUGGGCUGAAGAUGUGACCAUCAGCAGAGAGAGUAGAGUCAGGCUUUAGCCUGUGGCAGUGCAGCCCAUGCUACGUGUGAAUUAUUUAUUACAGAUUGACAUGACUGACUACUUAGAUCUUUCAUUUGCUGGUUCAGUGUAUGUAAUGAGAAUAGUGUGGACAUCUUUAAAUGGUUCUUUUGAUAGAUUUGAUUUCAGAAAAACAUUCUUGUUGUUGAGUGUAACCUUUGUAAACUGAAUCAUUUACUCUCAACCUUUGGCAGUCAGUCCCUCAGUAGUAAGCUAGGGUAUUUUAGAGAAGUGCUCAUUGAGGAGGGGGCGAGGCAGGUACUGUCUCCUGGGGUAUAAUACUUUUUUCAAUUGGAAAUUGGAAAUCAUUUCUUUUUGGGGAGUACAACUUAGAAUUAAAUUGUCUCUUUACAUAGCCUGACAAUAUAAAAUAUAUUUACUGUAUAAGCCUGGAAUAUAACAAUUUAAUGUUAAAAACUGUUAUUAAGUCAUGUUUUCAAAUACUAGAUAUGGUCAUUUAAGGUAAUAGUCCCAAUUUUUAGAAUUUACCUAUCCACUUGUUUCUAACCAGAAGUUUUGUUUUACUUGAGAUACUCUGUUUUUGUUUAUUAAAUGAUAGUUGGCAUUGUUAGUAUUUGAAACAAACAUACAGAGUUCAUCAUACUUGGAAGCAAGGAAUGUCAUUUAGAUGCUUUCUAUUCCAAUUCAUUCCUUAAGUUGGUUUUGUGUCUGUACAGUCAGCAGAUAUUAAUCAUACAUGUAACUCCAGAAUAGUGUUGUUGGUGCAGUUACAGAAUCAGUAAGGAACAUUCGCUAGGUCAUUGAGCUUUGAAUACUUAAAGUCUAACAAAUAAGGAAAUGUGAAUUACACAGUAGUUGUGGUAGGAGGACUUUUGGUUUCUCUUGGUUUUAUCAGUCUGGUUUUUAUUUUGUGUAGGUGAAGAGGGAGGCACCUACUUCAUGGAAGGAGGUUAGGUCUUUGAGGUAGACAAGGCUUUAAUCUUGAAGACUGCUCUGUGGGCUUGAGCAGUCGGGGUAACUUUACUUGGGUUAGUCACACAGGCUCUGCACUUUGGUCACAUAAGUGCUUCUGUACAAAGUUGGCUCCGUGGAUCUGCGUAGUUAAAUAUGCAGUGCAGAUCUGUUCUAGGUUUGUCCGAUGUUCACAUGACUUAGGUCUCAGCCAAGUGCUUUAAAAUACUUGGGUUGCCUCAAGGUGUUCAAACCUACUAAGUAGACAGGCCAUUUGAGAUGGUAAAUUCUAGCCACAUGCAUAGACUCUUCAAUACGUGUCUCUAACAGUGUUAGACCUGGAUUCGGUUUCUACCUCCCCAAUGCUGUAAUGUUCACGUCUGUUUUCAUGAACCACAUUACUGUAAGAUCAUCACAAUUCUGCCGACUUCCUUGAAUGGAAAGGAACGACAAGCUCUUUACAACGCAAACGGGCCAAAGCCUGGCUUAGUGGGAUCCGCUUUUGGUGAGAGCAUUGUUAUGCGAUGAGACAGGUGCGGGCUCCUGACUGUUUGCUUACCUCCUGAGUGUCCAUCCAAGAGUGUGUCCUGUGCGAGCCCUGGAGAAGACGACAGUGUUUGCUAGUCUGUUCCUGUUUUGAGAGUGCUUUCAAUGGAGGCUCACUGUGCUGCUGCUGCUGCUGCUGCUGCGCUGGUGCUGGUGGACUGCAAGCAGCCCGCUGAAAUGUGACAGACUCCCGUGGCAGUGAGUGCCAUGACAACGAGGCUUCCUCGUUCACUCUGCUAGCAAGUGAGAGAUGCUGGAAAGACACUAGCAUGUGGAAGCUCUUGCCCCCAUUCCUUGGCCAGAUUUGGGUGCUCUGCUGCACCUGCUUCUCAUACAGCUUUUGGGGAUCAUAGUGUAGACUAUCAACAGGAUUCAAAAUGUCUUUCUUUGUAUCGACCAUGGAAGGGAUUCUGAAGAGGGUAUAUUGGGACUGUUCUGAAGAACAUCCCUCUAAAACGUGUCCUGUGGCUUGCUAGAUAUCAGUUGCCUUCUUUUGUUCAGCUGAGGAACUUGAAUGCCUUACCCAAUCACUCAACUGGUAGUAAGCUCGUUUUGUAAAUGUGAAAGUGGAUGUUAGAAGUGGCAUUCAUGGAUGUUCAAUGUAAUCAAUAGACCGUAGUGGCCUGGAUGCUUUAACAAGCAAAAUUCUGCAUUUCUGCCCUCCGCCCCCAUCCUGUCUCCCUGGCACACUGUGUGAUCUUGAACCUGACCAGUGAUAAUGAUGCCCUCCCUCUCCCCCAUGCUACCACCACGUCUGGGACUGAGAUGUGGUGGCCGUGCUUUGCUGUUGACGUGAUCUGCCUGAGGUCCACAUGAGCACAAGCCCCGUCAGCUCGCUCUGCUGCAGUGUAAAUAGGAUGGCGUCUGUAUAUAAGCCACUGUGGUGAG